AUGAGUAGCGAACCUUUGCAAGAAAUCCAAGACAACGAGAUCGAGUCCAACUGGGAUGAAGUUAUUGAUAACUUUGAUAACAUGAACCUUAAGCCUGAACUUCUUCGUGGUGUUUAUGCAUAUGGUUUCGAAAGACCCUCUGCUAUUCAACAACGUGCUAUUAUGCCUGUUAUUAAGGGUCAUGAUGUUAUUGCUCAAGCUCAAUCAGGUACCGGUAAGACAGCUACUUUCUCUAUUUCCGUCCUUCAAUCCAUUGAUACGGAACUUAAGGAGCCUCAAGCUUUGAUUCUUGCUCCUACCAGAGAAUUGGCUCUCCAAAUUCAAAAGGUAGUAAUGGCUCUUGGUGACUUCAUGGGUAUUAAGAGUCAUGCCUGUAUUGGUGGUACAGCUAUCCGUGAAGAUAUCGCUACUCUUCAAUCUGGUGUCCAAGUUGUUGUUGGUACUCCUGGUCGUGUCCUUGAUAUGAUUCAAAACAGACGUGCCUUCAAUACUAAGCACAUGAAGUUAUUCGUUUUGGAUGAAGCUGAUGAAAUGUUAUCUCGUGGUUUCAAGGAUCAAAUCUACGAUAUCUUCCAAUUGUUACCUGAGACUACACAAGUUGUUCUCUUGUCUGCCACCAUGCCUGCUGACGUUUUAGAAGUCACCAAGAAAUUCAUGAGAGAUCCUAUUCGUAUUUUGGUCAAGCGUGAUGAAUUAACUUUGGAAGGUAUUAAGCAAUUCUAUAUUGCUGUUGACAAGGAAGAUUGGAAGUUGGAUACUUUGUGUGAUUUAUAUGAAACCGUGACUAUCACUCAAGCUGUUAUCUUCUGUAAUACCCGUAGAAAGGUUGAUUGGUUGACUGAUAAGCUUCAAGCUCGUGAAUUUACUGUUUCUGCCAUGCAUGGUGAUAUGGAUCAAGCUCAACGUGAUGUCAUUAUGAAGGAAUUCCGUUCUGGUUCUUCUCGUGUUUUGAUCACCACUGAUUUAUUGGCUCGUGGUAUUGAUGUUCAACAAGUUUCUUUAGUUAUCAACUACGAUUUACCCUCUAAUCGUGAAAACUAUAUUCACAGAAUUGGUCGUGGUGGUCGUUUCGGUCGUAAGGGUGUUGCUAUCAACUUUGUCACUAAUGAAGAUGUUCGUACCAUGAGAGAUAUUGAACAAUUCUAUAACACUCAAAUUGAUGAAAUGCCCAUGAACGUUGCUGAUCUUAUCUAA
Messenger RNA from Cokeromyces recurvatus, 1194 nucleotides. Its product is annotated as ATP-dependent RNA helicase eIF4A. NCBI's taxonomy places the organism in Eukaryota, Fungi, Mucoromycota, Mucoromycetes, Mucorales, Mucoraceae. Gene Ontology annotation, molecular function: RNA binding; RNA helicase activity; ATP binding. Bases 1 to 1194 code for a protein of 397 amino acids. The record is from RefSeq and is a predicted model, not a curated record. The transcript has 4 exons.